Messenger RNA from Gamsiella multidivaricata, 1968 nucleotides. RefSeq lists its product as uncharacterized. NCBI's taxonomy places the organism in Eukaryota, Fungi, Mortierellomycota, Mortierellomycetes, Mortierellales, Mortierellaceae. The coding region runs from base 99 to 1736 and encodes 545 amino acids. The record is from RefSeq and is a predicted model, not a curated record. The transcript is spliced from 3 exons.
CAUUUGGCACUACUAGUGCGAGUUCGGCCUAUCCUAACGUUGCAGCAAAUAGUGUCCGCUCCCUUGUGUAGCUUGAUCCAGUCGGCGACCAAGGCUACAUGCACAGAUUGGCUUCAGAGGAGGGGUCCGUGACGAACCCGCCGAUCUACAUCAAGGAAGCACCUCAAACGCCAGAUUUCAUGCCAGGUGUUCCUAUUUACAACAUCCUCCUCUUCGGGCCACGACGGUCCGGUAAAAGCACCUUUCUUGAAGCGAUCAAAACAUAUGCAGAUUCAAGCUACCAGAUCAACUACGGGGCUCUUGAUGCCUUUCGCAGAGCAGAUUUACAGGUUGAAUCGGUUGAGACUGACUUUCCUGAAUACCGACUGCACUUAAAGAAGCCCAAUUCGCAACUAGAGGCUUUGCGCGAUGAAGCCGAUAUCACAUCGUUCUUUAAUCCAACACCGGGCAUAACUGUCGAGACUAUUAAGGGAGAUUCUAAACUUCCGAAGAGCGUCCUCCGCAUCUUUGACACCCUUGGACUGGAUGACACCGACAGCCAUGACGAGGCAAACGUCGCCAAGAUCCUUUCCAGACUCUCCAAUGUUGAGUCUAUUCACCUCGUACUUAUCUUUAUAUCUCGACACACGGCUCUAACAUCUGAGCUUCAGUCGACAUUGAAAACCUACCGCAACAUUUUCUCGGCUAUGGGAAGCCUGCUCGCUUUCGUCCACACCAAGAUCGAUCUCAGAGAUCAGUACCUUAAAGACGAAAAUCUUUGGAGCCAUAUCGAGCAAAAAAAAGGAAUCUUGGGUGCGACCAUGGGCCGCGACAUCCCGCACUAUCUCAUCGACUGCGAACUAGACGAGAUACGGCCCGCAUAUCUGUACCUCAGACAACUGAAAAUUCGCCAGACACUCCUUCUCGCAAAAUUCAACGUACCCGUCCCUAUGCACAACUUACAGGUGACCAAGACCCCGAGGAUGACGGAGAUCGACAAUUUGGUCAUCCAGAAAUCCAAAUGUAGGCUGGCAGAGAUCGAGAAGGCCACGUCUCCAGCAAAUCCGAACAUCUGCAAUGUCGACUCUAAAAUCAUCAAGACCCGAUACGACAUUCGAGAGCAUGAGGAGUACAUUCGAAACCACAAUACCGACGAUGUAGAGCUCAUUCACGAGGCCUAUUUUGAACAAGCCUGGCACCUUUUUUCCAAGCGAGAUGAGGCAAGACUCAAAGCAAAGCAUCUUGACGAUACCAUCGACGACAUCCGCGUGGAGCUCUCAGGGGUAGAGAUCAAGAAAGAAAGUGGGGGUAAGGGCUUCAACUAUUGGAGCGUGAGACUCAUCAGAAAGCAUUACAUGAACGGGACUUUCCAUGCCAAGCUGUACACCACGCGGCAUAAAAAGUAUCGUCAGGAGUUAUGUGAAUGGGAUAUCAAACUUGAUGGCGCGAAAACAAUUUUGGAAGGCUUGCAUCGCGAGCGGAAACUCUUGGAUAGUGCGGAUAUAGGAGAUGACGCUACCCAGGUUCAAAGGCAGCAGCUAUCGGCAGACCAGAGUCGGUAUUGGAACAUUAUUACCCGUGCAUCUCGUCUUGCGCUUCAUCUAAACCUAUUCAAGGCCAUUGUGGAGGCUGGAGUUUAUGAGGGACGCCCUGUAGAUUGUGUGCAAAAAGUCAUCGAUUUUUAUUCAGUCUACAGACCCAUGGAGAGUGAAGAGGCAAUUCUGAGACCAGAUGAGUCGCAGCCGGAGGCGCCGUAGUCUACAUUAGUUCUCGAAUGGUGGACACGCAACAUCCUCAUUCUGCGGUCGGUCCGCUUUCUUUGAUAUCGAAACACAUUAGUUGUCAGCAAUAAAUACGAAAUCACGCAGCAGUACAUUGGCGGGAAUGAGCGGAAUAUGUGGCCAUGUGGAUCUAUGGAUCAGAGCGCUGAUUACAUAGCCUUGAGCAUGAGUAUGGCCUCGACCGCAUCAUCCAUAGCUUACUGAAUUG